Ctenopharyngodon idella (grass carp) is the source of this 4961-nucleotide messenger RNA. Its product is annotated as NACHT, LRR and PYD domains-containing protein 12-like. Bases 255 to 3674 code for a protein of 1139 amino acids. The transcript is spliced from 13 exons. The record is from RefSeq and is a predicted model, not a curated record. NCBI's taxonomy places the organism in Eukaryota, Metazoa, Chordata, Actinopteri, Cypriniformes, Xenocyprididae. Gene Ontology annotation, molecular function: protein binding.
AUACAGAUCUACCCAAACACUUGAUGGGGAAAAAACACUGACGAUGAAAUGGUUUCUUCCAUGUUGAUAUUACCAAAAUCCCUAGUCUUUGAUAUUACAAACCGCUGAUCAUCGGUGUUACAAACCAGCAAAGUGAAAGUACUGUAGGAGCCAUUUAAUCUCAAAGUAACUGCGUCACACUGCCAUAACAGAAAAAUAGUCAGUGGAGGAGAUCAGACAUAUCAGAUGCACCAGUGCAGCUCCAUGCGGACAGAAUGAGUCAUGUACAAAAAAUCAAAGAUGGAGAUUUUUCUCCAGGAUGCAGUUCAGUCCCGCUUGACAGAUCAGAUUCACCAGAGCCCAGCUGUGUGUCCAUGAAGAGUGAAUGGUCUAUGGAUCAUCCACUCGAAUUUAAGGAUAGAGAGACACAGACGAAUCUCAGUUCAGUCCAGCAGAAGAGAUCAGAUUCACCAGAGGCCAGCUGUUUGUCCAUGAACAGUAACUGGUCUAUGGAUCAUCCACCAGAAAUGAGGGGUGGAGAUAGAAAACAGGAUCUCAGUUCAGUCCAGCAGAAGAGGCCAGAUUCACCAGAGUCCAGCUGUGUGUCCAUGAAGAGUGACUGGUCUAUGGAUCAUCCACCAGAAAUGAAGGGUGGUGACAGAAGGCAGAGUCUCAGGCGAAACCUGCAACCCAGACCAGCUGUAACAGAAACCGUCUGUAAGAAAAUGAAAUAUGACAAGUCUAUGAAUCAACCACAAGACUUUAAUGAAAGCACAUAUCCUGGCAUCAGCCAUGAAGUCCUCAACAUGUUUAGAUCAAAUCUGAUGAAGAAGUUUGAGCAUCUGUAUGAGGGAUCAGCACAGCAGGGAAACCCAACACUCCUGAAUGAGAUCUACACAGAGCUCUACAUCACAGAGAGUGAGAGUGGAGAGAUCAGUAAUGAGCAUGAGGUGAGACAGAUUGAGACACAAUCCAGGAGAGCAGCAGCAGAGGACACACCGAUCCAAUGCAAUGACAUCUUUAGACCUUUACCUGGACAAGACAAACCCAUCAGAACUGUGCUGACAAAGGGAGUCGCUGGCAUUGGAAAAACAGUCUCUGUGCAGAAGUUCAUCCUGGACUGGGCUGAAGGGAAAGAGAAUCAGGACGUCCAGCUCAUAUUUCCACUUCCUUUCAGAGAGAUCAAUUUGAUGAAGGACAAAACACUCAGUCUUUCUGAUCUUCUUCAUGUCUUUUUCCCUGAAACAAAAGAAAUUGAAAUAUCCAGUGACAAAUAUAAAGUGUUGUUCAUCUUUGAUGGUCUGGACGAGUGUCGUCUGUCUCUGGAUUUUCAGAGCGAUGUGAGGUUGUGUGAUGUAAGUGAAUCAGCCUCAGUGGACGUGCUGCUGAUGAACCUCAUUGUGGGGAAUCUGCUUCCCUCUGCUCUCAUCUGGAUCACCUCCAGACCAGCAGCAGCUGAUCUCGUCCCCUCUGAGUGUGUCCAUCGAGUGACAGAGGUACGAGGCUUCAAUGAGCCACAGAAGGAGGAAUACUUCAGGAAGAGAAUCAGUGAUCAGAGUCUGGCCAAUACAAUCAUCUCACACCUGAAGUCAUCAAGGAGCCUCUACAUCAUGUGCCACAUCCCAGUGUUCUGCUGGAUCUCAGCCGCUGUUCUAGAGAAGAUGUUGAGUGAAGCAGAGAGUGGAGAGAUUCCCAAGACUCUCACUCAAAUGUACACACACUUCCUGAUCCUUCAGACCAACAUCAAACAUGAGAAGGACUAUGAGAAGAACGUGACAGAUGAAGACAUGAUCCUCAAACUGGGGAAAGUGGCUUUUCAGCAGCUUGUGAAAGGCAAUGUGAUCUUCUAUGAGGAAGACCUGAGAGAGUGUGGCAUUGAUGUGACAGAAGCAUCAGUGUACUCAGGAUUGUGCACUCAGAUCUUCAGAGAGGAGUUUGGCUGGUAUCAGGGGAAAGUCUUCUGCUUUGUUCAUCUGAGCGUUCAGGAAUAUCUAGCGGCUCUUUAUGUGCAUCUCUCCUAUACAAACAACAACAUAAAUGCAUUUAACAAAAAACCUAGUAUUUCUGACCUGUAUCAGAGAGCUAUAAAUUAUGAAUUUAACCUGAAGUACUCUAAAUAUUUAGUUUCAUUAUCUGAGCUGCAUCAGAGAGUUGUGAAUGAGGCUCUAUGGAGUAAAAAUGGACAUCUGGACCUUUUCCUUCGUUUUCUCUUGGGUCUGUCAGUGGAGUCUCAUCAGGCUCUCUUACAGGGUCUAAAGAUACAGACACAAGGCUUCCACAAAAAUCAGGAAACUGUUCAAUAUAUCAUUAAGAGGAUCAGGUUGUGUCACUCUCCAGAGAAAUCCAUCAAUCUUUUCCACUGUUUAAAUGAACUGGGUGAUCAUUCUCUCAUGGAAGAAAUCCAACACUAUCUUAAAUCUGGUAAAAUAAAAGAAAUUGAGCUCUCUCUUUCUCAGUGGUCAGCUCUGAUUUUUCUGUUGCUGAACUCAGAGCAGAAGAUGGAUGUGUUUCGUCUAAGUAGAUAUACAGGACCAAACAUGUCUCCAGAUGAAGUUCUUCUGACGCUGCUACCUGUGGUUGAAGCAUCAAGAUCAGCUCAGCUUGAUGACCGUAAUUUAACAGUGAUGAGCUUCAAUCGUCUGGCUUCAGUGCUCAGCUCAAAAUGUUCAUGUCUGAGAGAUCUGGAUCUGUCUGGAAAUUAUCUGGGAGAUAAUGGAGUAGAGCUCUUUUGUGCUGAACUAAAGAGUCCACACUGUAAACUGGAGAAACUAGAGUUGAUGUGUUGUGGUGUCACAGAUAAAGGUUGUGCUGCUCUGGCUUCAGCUCUGAUAUCUAACCCCUCACACCUGAGAGAACUCAAUUUGGAGUGGAAUAAACUGGGAAAAGGUGUGGAGCUGCUCACUGAUCUUCAGAGAAACCCAUACUAUAAACUUGAGACACUGAGGUUGAAUCAUAUGUAUGUCACAGCUGAAGGUUGUGCUGCUCUAGCUUCUGCUUUGAGAUCAAAAUCCUCACACCUGAAUCUGUGCGAGUGUAAUCUGGGGCCAUCAGGCAUGAAGCUUCUGUCUGCUGUACUCGAAAAUCCUCACUGUAAAGUGAAAACACUGGAACUAAGAUAUUGUGGUGUCGCAGAUGAAGGUUGUGCUGUUCUGGCUUCAGCUUUGAGAUCAAACCCCUCACACCUGAAAGAACUGGAUUUGACAUGGAAUCAUCUAGGAGAUUCUGGUGUGACACUGCUCUCUGCUGGACUGGAGGAUCCUCACUGUAAGCUGCAGAAAUUGAAGAUGGAGCAUUGUGCUAUCACAGAUGAAGGUUGUGCUGCUUUGGCUUCAGCUCUGAGAUCAAACCCCUCACACCUGAGAGAACUGGAUCUGUCUUGGAAUGAACUAAAAGUUCCAGUGAAGCUGCUCUGUGUUGCUCUUGAAGAUCCUGACUGUAAACUGGAGAAACUGAGGUUGAGAGAUUGUGGAGUCACAGAUGAAGGUUGUGCUGCUCUGGCUUCAGCUCUGAGAUCAAACCCCUCACACCUGAGAGAACUGGAGCUGACUGGGAAUAAACUGGGAGUGCAGUUGCUUUCUGAUCUAAAGAAAGAUCCACGUUAUAAGCUAGGGCAGCAACGAUAUCCAAUAUCCAGUACAAAUGCAUUUCCAAAUCUCCAGGACAAAACAAAGCCAAAAAUCUCAAGGUUUAACUGAAAAAUUCAAAUUAGUCCAGAUAUGCAAUCAUUCUCAGUGGUAGGGGGAACACAGAUUUGAAUGAUCUGCUCAGUGUGGUUAAGCCACACUGAAACAGAAACAGAGAGCUACACUAUUAAUGUGUUAGAUUUAAAUCAAUUUUUAUGAUGCAACCUUAUUUUUUAUACAAUGUGCAGAUAAAAUUCUCUACAGUAUUGUACUGUAAUUUAGUUCAAGAAAUCAUGUGUAAGAACUGUUAUUUAUAAAAUAAAUAGUUUCAAGACAGAUUUGCUGUACCAAAAUCAUAUUGGACCAUUACUACAAAACUGAGAUAUGUUCCAAAGUGUGAAUUUUGUAUACCUUUGCAGCCAUAUUAUAAUCUGGACAAAAAAAAAAAAAAAAAAAAUCAAAUUUGAACUAAAUACAAUGUGCGUUUAGUUUUUUUUUUUUUCUGAAUUAGAUCUAAUUUUAUGUAUCAGCAAUGAUGUCUUAUACUGCAUGUCAUUUUUAUAUUGUUUAGGUUUUAGAUAGCAGGAUAAUCUAUGAUUAGCUGAUGGUGAAUGAGCUCUAAUUUGAGUUCCUGUGUCUUAAAAACAUACUAAACCUUUUUUCUUUUCUUUUUUUAAAUUCAAAUCUGAAAAAUCUGUGAUGGGUAGGUUUAGGGGUAAAGUUGUAGGGGGAUAGAAUAUACAGUUUGUAGAGUAUUAAAACCAUUAUACCUAUGGAGAGUCCCUGUAAAUUACAGAUUUGUGUGUGUGUGUGACAUAUCAGGACACAAUUUGUAUAAUGACAUGGGUAUGACAGGUAUUACAAGGAGAGGGUGACUUAUGAGGACAUUACCCCAUGUCCCCAUUUUUCAAAAGGCUUAUAAAUCAUACAGAAUGUGUUUUUUUUUUUUGAGAAAAUAAAAAUGUGCAUUUCCUGUGAUGGGUAGGUUUAGGUGUAGGGCGAUAGAAAAUACGGUUUGUACAGUAUAAAAACCAUUACGCCACAAUUCACAAAAACAAACCUGUGUAAGUAACUGAAAAGUUAACUCCUUUUGUGUUCUGAAUGGAAAUGACAAUGCAUUAUUUGAGAUUUAAACUUCCAAGAAAAAAUGUCAAAAAAGACAGAAUUCCUGUGAUGCAUGUAUAUACACUGUUAUACACUGGACAUUUGUUUGUAGGGUGUUCAAGUAGACAGGAUGGAACAGACGUUAUAGUGUGUUUGAUGUUCUUCACCAGCAGAGGGCCACAUAGACACUCUUUCAAAAAUCUUUCAAAAAUCUUUUGUAUAUAGUCACAUUAAAACAGUCUUUUAAACACCUCA